Vanderwaltozyma polyspora DSM 70294 is the source of this 720-nucleotide messenger RNA. RefSeq lists its product as uncharacterized. The transcript has a single exon. The record is from RefSeq and is a predicted model, not a curated record. Lineage: Eukaryota; Fungi; Ascomycota; Saccharomycetes; Saccharomycetales; Saccharomycetaceae. Gene Ontology annotation, cellular component: lipid droplet; ascospore wall; prospore membrane. Bases 1 to 720 code for a protein of 239 amino acids.
AUGAUUACUGUCACUUCUUAUUGGAGACACGUUCUAUUAUCAUCCUCUUUAUUUGUAGUAAUUUUUGUUACCAUUGCUAUACUAUACUACGUUCUAUUCUUUCCAUUCUUAUUAACAUGGUAUAUUAUGUCAAUGGGUCCAGUCGGUCUAUUUGUUGCGCAUAUACAAUGGAUUUUACAAUCUGGUUCAAUGACAAAAACGGUUUGUCAAAAUAUGCUGUUGAAAAGAUUAAAUGAUCAAAUCUUUGAUAUGGCAUUGUAUAAUAAUGGACAGAAAAAGUUCUUGUAUGAAUCAAAAUUUAUUAAAAGUAAACCAAAAAGGAAGAAAAGACUUCCUUGGAGAUAUAGGGAAUUUUGGACUUAUGAUAUACCUUUGAUGACCUAUACUUUGACAAGAGGUUUAGCUAUUACAUUGAUUUUAGCUAUAAUAUCACUUAUACCAAUUAUCGGACCUCUAAUUACAAAUCAAUUAUUAAGUCCAAGGAGAGCAUACAGUUAUUUAGGAAGAUAUUUUUUUCUAACUGGCGAAGAGCCAACAGUGUCAAAAACUUUCCAGUAUGAACAUAUAGGUAGAUUUAUUUGCUUCGGAAUGACUUCUGGUAUUUUGGAAUUUUUACCAUUUUCAUCUAUUAUUACAAUGACCAGUAAUACAAUUGGUGCAGCUAAAUGGGCUUCUGCAAUCAUAGAAGAAAAUAAACCAGUUCAUGCUGUCCAACAAUAA